AAUAUGUUUCUUAUAAUCUGAACUUUCUAGGCCGCAACAGUCACCAAUAGUUAAAAAACUUUCUCCCUAAGACUUUUAAUUCCAAAACAACCAAGCAUGCUACCAGGGAGAAUAUAAGCUUCCAUAAGAUCAGUCAAUAGCCCUAUAAAUAGAAGCAAGUGCCGGUUCGCAGUUAGACUUGGAGAUUAUGUGCUAAAAUCUUGCACCCAGAUGCCCGGCCGGGGUUCUAUUCCAGGGUUCCAUCGAGGCCUCAAAAGAGACUCCUUUUACUAUUCUCGCCUCUUGCAGUCCUAUUCCAGCCCGAAAUCCGUCGCCCGAAUCCACGACCAAAUCAUCACUACGGGCCACGGCCACAACCCCUUCCUCGCUUCCAAGCUCCUAUCCCAGUACGCGGAUUUCGGUGGCCGAGGCAUCGACGACGCGCGGCGGGUGUUCGACCGCGCCCCCCAAAGGGACAUUCUUCUAUGGAACGUAAUGAUCCGGAGCUACGCCAAUUCCGGCCCCCAGACUGAAGCCAUUGUCCUCUAUUCUCACCUUCGGCGGACCUCCGUCCGACCGAAUUGCUACACCUAUCCCUUCGUGACCAAGGCUUGCGCAGCGCUGGGAGACGAGAACAAGGGCCGGGCUGUCCACGCCGACGCCGUGAGAGCUGGGCUCGACUCGGAUCCCUUCGUCAGCAACGCUCUCGUGGCCUUUUAUGCCAAAUGCGGCGAUGUCGAGACGGCGAGGAAAGUGUUCGACGAAAUCCCGGUGAAGGACUUGGUUAGCUGGAAUUCGAUGAUAGCCGGUUACAGCCAAAAUGAUUGCGCCCAUGAAGCGAUCGCGCUUUUUCACCAGAUGCCGCGAGAAGAUGCUGCGAGCAAGCCUGAUCGUGUCACCGUUGUCGCCCUUCUUCCGGCUUGCGCUGCAUUGGCCGCGGUGCAAGAAGGCAUGUGGGCUCACUCUUAUGUCAUAAAGACUGGAAUGGAAAUGGACGCGGGAUUGGGCAGUGGCCUGGUCAGUAUGUACGCGAACUGUGGUCGCUUGGACACCGCCCGAGAGCUCUUCGACCGAGUGCGGGAGCCCAAUCUCAUUUUGUAUAAUUCCAUGAUUCGGGCGUACGGGAUGCAUGGCCGUGCUAAAGAAGCAGUGGAGACAUUCUCAAAGAUGCUGGAGAUGGGAAUUGAGCCGGAUGGUAUAUGUUUCAUUUGCGUGCUCUCUGCAUGCAGCCAUGCAGGGAUGGUCGACGAAGGCUUUGAGAUCUUUGACAUGAUGGACAGCUAUGGGGUGGAGAAAGGCCAGGUUCAUUACGCCUGCAUGGUGGACCUGUUGGGCCGGGCGGGGCAGCUUAGACGAGCUGUGGAGUUCAUUGGAGGCAUGCCGGUCGAGCCGGGAAGGGAUGUGUGGGGUGCAUUGCUAGGGGCUUGUAGGAUAUGUAAUGACAUAGAGCUUGCGGAGGAGGUGGCCAAGAAGUUGUUUCUUUUUGAUCCUGAGAAUGCCGGGCGGUAUGCGGCACUGGCGAAGAUGUAUGAGGAUGUGGGGAGGUGGGAGGAUGCGGCGAGGGUGAGGAAGGCAAUGAGAGAUAGAGGGGUCAGGAAGCCACUUGGAUGCAGCAUGGUGGAGGUGGAUGCACAGGUCCACACGUUUGGGGUGGAAGACGAGUCGCAUCCGAUGACGGCUGAGAUCUACGACGUCUUGGAGCAGCUGCAGAAGUUGGUGAUGGAAGAUGAGAUGGUUGCAAUUGGCUGACGCGGUGGUUUGUCAUGGAAGAAGUUAUUCAGUUGAAGGAAAUCAAUCAAUGCCUGGCUGGAUUCUAAAAUAUUGGUCCAUUGCUGCUCAUUGCAGCAAGAAGCAGCAGUCAGUCAGAGUGAUGAUAAUUCUUUACAUGCCGCUGUUUAUUGUGAGUUUGUUCUAUACAUUAACACAUGGAAUCCAUAUUGGUUUUCAUUAACAUAAAAUUUGAGCUGAUUAGAAGCAAUGCCAUGGUCACCAUUAUAAGGAGUGUUCCUCGGAUGCAAACCAUUAAGAACAUAAUAAAGAGGCUUUUUUGCUAAC
Molecule: messenger RNA, 2034 nt
Organism: Phoenix dactylifera (date palm)
Lineage: Eukaryota; Viridiplantae; Streptophyta; Magnoliopsida; Arecales; Arecaceae
Source: RefSeq, a predicted model, not a curated record